AUGGCGCUUAUGCGACUCGCCCAUUCCUCAAAAUGGCGGAAUUUAUGCAGAGGAAGUUUCGUGGAAUCUUUGAGUUGCGAUACGCGCAAUUGCACAGAAUCGAAAGCCAUGAUAAUUACUGUAAACGACACAUUAUGCUCCUGUGGAUGCCUAAUUAAUCAUACGGCUGGAAGAUUUUUUGCUCGAACGUGCGAGGAAAUCACAGAUUGGACGUUGAAAUCUCACGGAAGAUUUCUGUAUCUGAAAUUAAAACACGACGCGACUACCAAUCAAUUUAGACUUGCAAUUUAUCGCGGUUUAACAAAAGAGGAGUUAAUUUAUGAUUCCGUAAUAAGCAGCCAUGCUCAUAAAAGCAGUUUACAGUUCACUUCCAAAGAUUACUUCGUUAUUUCACUUCUGAAAAUGAAUAGCUCAUCAAAUAUCAACUCGGGUAUAGAAAUAGGCUUUGAAUGGAAGAAUGCAACCGAUCAUAUGCUGUCAUCAAUUACAACACUGACAUUGUCACAUUCCUGCAUGUUUUGUCAUCGUGAUUUGUCAUUCCUCCUAUCAAGUCUAUUCAUUAUUUAAUUAUAUCUCUUCCGCCACUUCUGUGCUCCUAUUCUACCAUAUCGGUUAUUCGAAAAACAAAAUGGAAGCGAAAUCAACAAUUAAGCAUCGGUAAUUCGUUGGACGAACCCAGGCCUGAUGUGAGUAUGGUACAAUCCGGACAAACAGACACUACAGAAAUCAGAUCAAACAGAACCAUCGUCACGAAACGUUCUAUCGGUAUACAGCUUUCGGCAUCAUCGACUCCACGUUCCCCCGCGAGAAAGGUUAAAAUUUACGAAAAGUCAGAGUUUGUUAUGCCAUCACCAAUAAAAUUUUUAAACUCAGAAUUUUCAAGAUUAAAAGAAAUAAAGUUUAAAUGUUCCUGAAAGUCAGUGAUUACUUUAAGUGUUAUGGAAAAAUACAUCCUGUUCUGUUAAGGCUAUUAAACAUAAACAUUUUGGUAUCUUGUCUCUAUUCCAGGUUUACGAUGGUCUCGAACAACUAAUUCACCACAAAUUACACCACGUAAACGACGAGCACUCAUCACUUUCAUUUAAUACCGAUCACGAUUGGAAUACGAUUAUUACGAGCCAACCGUGCCGGGUUCAUUCCUUACACCAUCUGUCAACUUCUACUCUGAUAUCGAUGUUGAGCAGAUUAUAGGU
Molecule: messenger RNA, 1193 nt
Organism: Brugia malayi
Lineage: Eukaryota; Metazoa; Nematoda; Chromadorea; Rhabditida; Onchocercidae
Source: the annotation of a RefSeq genome assembly